Messenger RNA from Corylus avellana, 2982 nucleotides. It is a transcript of the gene SLO1, whose product is annotated as SLOW GROWTH 1. The record is from RefSeq and is a predicted model, not a curated record. Gene Ontology annotation, biological process: RNA modification. Lineage: Eukaryota; Viridiplantae; Streptophyta; Magnoliopsida; Fagales; Betulaceae. Gene Ontology annotation, molecular function: RNA binding; protein binding.
UUGAGCUCCAAAGUUGUCGCCUUUGCCAAUCCUAAUCGUCGCCACGAUAAUUUCCGGAGAAUCCCACCGCUCUUUGUUUUCCCGCCAGACCAGCCACAAAUGCACGCACUCAAACCCUGAUGAGUGAUGAUCAGAUCUCUGCGUUUCCUCCCAAACCCACUUUUGGACCCUCUUCUCUCCUCUGCUCUCCUCCACACUCGCUCCCUCUCACCCCACAGAGAAAGGCCCUCCAACUGGAACACAACCCACAGUCUUGUUCGAACCAAUCCACUCCUCUCCCUCUUAGAACAAUGCAAAUCUCUUUCCCAGUUGAAGCAAAUCCAAGCCCAAAUGGUCCUCACGGGCUUGUUCUCAGAUGGGUUUGCCUUAAGCCGGCUAAUUGCCUUUUGCGCGAUCUCAGAGAGGCGAAAUCUUGAUUAUUGCAUCAGGAUUUUGUAUAACGCGCAUGACCCAAAUGUGUUUUCUUGGAAUACUGCUAUUAGAGGGUAUUCCGACAGCGAAAACCCGGAAAAAUCGGUUGUGUUGUACAAGGGAAUGUUGCGAAAUGGUGGGUCGAGGCCGGACAAUUAUACUUACCCUUUGUUGCUGAAAGUUUGUGCUAGUUUAUCGUUGAAAUUGAUUGGGAAUGAGAUUCUUGGGCAUGUGUUAAAGUUGGGUUUUGAUUCGGAUAUAUACGUGCACAAUGCAGUGAUUCAUAUGUUGGUUUCACGUGGAGAAUUGGAGGUGGCACGUAAGGUGUUUGAUGAAGGUUGUGUAAGAGAUUUGGUCUCUUGGAAUUCUUUAAUCAAUGGUUAUGUUAGGAGUGGGUUGGCAUCCGAGGCAUUAAGGCUUUAUCGAGAAAUGGAGGCGGAGAGAGUGAAGCCAGAUGAGAUUACGAUGAUUGGGGUGAUUUCUUCUUGUGCUCAGCUAGAGAAUUUGAAUCUUGGGAGAGAAUUUCAUCGGUAUAUUGUGGAAAAUGGGGUGAAUUUGACACUUCCACUUUCUAAUGCGCUUAUGGACAUGUAUAUGAAGUGUGGGAAUCUUGAAGAGGCUCAAACAAUGUUUGAUAGCAUGGCAAAGAGAACAAUUGUCUCUUGGACUACAAUGAUCGUUGGAUAUGCCAAACUUGGGUUUCUGGAUAUUGCACGGGAGCUCUUCUAUCAGAUGCCAGAAAAGGAUGUUUUUCCAUGGAAUGCGAUAAUUGGUGGUUAUGUUCAAGCCAAGCGCAGCAAGGAGGCUUUGUCUUUGUUUCAUGAAAUGCAAGCUAGUAAUACAAAUCCUAAUGAGGUGACCAUGGUUAACUGCUUAUCUGCCUGCUCACAACUUGGAGCGCUUGAUGUUGGAAUAUGGAUCCACCAUUACAUAGAAAAACACAAUCUCUUUGUAAAUGUUUCCUUAGGAACUGCUCUAGUUGACAUGUAUACCAAGUGUGGGAACAUCACAAAGGCUCUCCAGGUUUUCCGGGAGAUGCCACAAAGAAACUCACUGACUUGGACAGCUGUUAUCUGUGGCUUAGCCCUUCAUGGGAAUGCACAUGAUGCCAUAUCUUACUUCCUAGAAAUGAUAGACAUUGGUUUGGUGCCAGAUGAGAUCACAUUUCUUGGGGUCUUAUCCGCUUGUUGCCAUGGAGGACUGGUGGAAGAGGGUCGUAAGUAUUUUGCUCAAAUGAGUUCCAAGUUCAAUCUUUUCCCCAAGCUCAAGCACUACUCCUGCAUGGUGGACCUUCUAGGUAGGGCUGGUCUUCUGGAAGAGGCAGAAGAGCUUAUUAAAAGCAUGCCAAUGGAAGCAGAUGCUGUGGUUUGGGGUGCAUUUUUCUUUGCUUGUCGCAUUCAUGGGAAUGUUAUGAUGGGAGAAAGGGCAGCUUCGAAGCUUCUUGAGUUGGAUCCCAAUGACAGUGGAAUUUAUGUUUUGCUUGCGAAUAUGUAUGGAGAAGCAAAUAUGUGGGAGGAGGCUAGGAAUGUGAGGAAGAUGAUGAUUGAGAGAGGAGUAGAGAAGACUCCAGGUUGUAGCUCAAUUGAGGUGAAUGGCAUUGUUAAUGAGUUUAUUGUCCGGGACAAUUCACACCCUCAAUGUAGACAAAUUUAUGAAUGUUUAGUUCAGUUAACAAGACAAUCGGAGCUUGUCGGAUGUAUAUAUGAUAUACCUCCAACUGGAAAUAAAUUUCUCCAUAGUGCUGAAAAUUUGGUGAGCAUAUCUGCAUGAGCAGGCACUUUACAAGCAAGACACAAAGGUUGUUUGGCCCUUGCACAGUGUUCAGAAGGUAGCUAGUCAGCUCCAUCUCAGUUACAUUCUUUUCCCAAGUGUUUUAACUCACUGGGGUGGGGAGGCUUCACGAUGCCUACUUUUUAUCAGAGGCCUUUUGCAUUUGCAAGAUUGCAGUUCUUUGUGGACCACGCAUGCCAAGCUACCCUAUUUGUUGUUUCAACUUAUUUGCUGCUCUGAUUUGCUGCUCAAAGCUUGUGAUAUAAAACCAGGAAGAUUGGCUGAUUGGCUUUCUGCCCCACAAGGGAUGUUAUUUGUCAAUUCCAGCUCAGGUCUUGUUCAUGGCAUGUUAGGAAUGAUUAAUAUGCCCAAGAAAACAUUUCCACCCAAUCAAUUGGGACCUCAGUAAACUUGUUAUUGCAGGAAAUUUCGUCACUCUUAUCAUCAAUGAAAGGUAUUAGUGAAAGUUGAUUUAUAUCAAAGACCAACAAGACAUCCAAACAAUGUGAAUAUAUAUAUUUUUUUUUUCAAGUUGUGGACAAGGGGAUUGGUGUCCUUGCAAUUGUGAAAGACCCCAAUGGAGUCUUGCUCGACUGCCCGAACAUCUACUCGGGCAGGCGGACUCCAUGUGCACUUGCUCGGGCAGCCGAACACCUAUUCGGAUAAGUGGACUCCAUUGGAGGCUUCUCACAAUUACAGGGAAUUCCUUGUAAUCCGAAAUUCACUAUGGAUUUUCGAUUUAAAAGUGUUGAAUUUCUUUUCCCUAUUUAACUGGCCACUUGGAUCUGAUUGGCUUGAUUU